AUGGUGACCGUAGCAGGGGAAAAAGGUAUGGCCGGAGGCGAAGCUUCAGCCGCAGCUGGAGCCGGAGUGGUAGUCGUAGCCGUAGCCGAAGUAGGACACCUAUGGAAGUACCCGGCUACUAGUAAUGAAGUGGAAGAGGUAAUUCAAUGUCAUAGAUUGGUCUCGGAUGUGCAUUUAACUGGUUGCGAAGAUUCAUGGGCAUGGAAUCAAGGUUCGAAUGAAGGCUACUCGGUUAAGGAAGCUCGAAAAUGGUUAAAAAGCAAUGACUCAAGCGAAGGUAAUAUGGUUUUUAAUUGGUGCAAGUGGAUACCGAAUAAAUGUAACAUUUUUAUGUGGAGGGCGAGUUUGGAUAGACUUCCUACACAAAGCGCUCUCAUUAGACGAAACAUUAAUGUGGGGGAUGGAUUAUGUGCGUUUUGUGGAGAAAUCGAUAAAACGGUAGAUCAUUUGUUUUCGGGGUGCAGGGUUGCGUGUGGAGUGUGGAAUGUGAUUGCGUCUUGGUGUAAAAUCCCUCGGUUCUUCGUGUUUUCAGUCCUCGACGCGUUGCAGAUCAUCAAUCAAAUGGCCGAAUCUGAGAAAAAGAAAGAGAUAGUAUAUGGAAUCAUCAUUAUUGCGUGUUGGAGAAUUUGGAAGGCGAUGAACGGAAAGAUUUUCAAUGGGGCGGAUUCGAACGUCGUUCAAAUUGUUUCGGAUGUUAAAUCUAUGGGGUAUCUCUGGUAUAGGAGUAGACAUAAGGAGGGUACGAUCGAUUGGAGAAAUUGGUGUAAUUUUUCUUUCUCAUUGAUGUAA
Helianthus annuus (common sunflower) is the source of this 789-nucleotide messenger RNA. RefSeq lists its product as uncharacterized. Bases 1 to 789 code for a protein of 262 amino acids. The record is from RefSeq and is a predicted model, not a curated record. The transcript has 2 exons. NCBI's taxonomy places the organism in Eukaryota, Viridiplantae, Streptophyta, Magnoliopsida, Asterales, Asteraceae.